Tribolium castaneum (red flour beetle) is the source of this 790-nucleotide messenger RNA. Its product is annotated as ankyrin repeat family A protein 2. Gene Ontology annotation, molecular function: protein binding. NCBI's taxonomy places the organism in Eukaryota, Metazoa, Arthropoda, Insecta, Coleoptera, Tenebrionidae. Bases 1 to 741 code for a protein of 246 amino acids. Gene Ontology annotation, cellular component: nucleus. The record is from RefSeq and is a predicted model, not a curated record. The transcript is spliced from 3 exons. Gene Ontology annotation, biological process: regulation of gene expression.
AUGGAUUACGAGCAGCUUGACGACUCCUCAACCGACGACAAAGACAUAAAACCCAUAAUCGCCCCAAAAUGCGAAAUGGGUUUGUCACCCAACUUAUCCAGCGGUCCCAAAAGGUGGUCACCGGGGUCCCUCCAAGACGCCAACCGCAAAAGUGCCUUCCUGCCGUACCGACAAAGUUUGUGUACAGUUUUGACCAAUUUACAGCGCGGGAACACUCAAGCGGAAACACCAGUGCCCCAAUCGGCCGAUAUUAAUUUUCAUACAAAAGCUGGACAGGGGGAAAUCACCGAACAUGACAUUGAUUGUGAAAAAUCAGUGGAUGUUUGCGACUGUCAUGGAUUAACAGCCUUACACUGGGCUGCGGCCUAUGGACAGUACAAUACAGUGCAGCUUUUACUAGCAAAUGGCGCCGAAAUUGAUAAAAUGGGGCCCGAAGAAGAGACAGCCUUGACGCUGGCGGCCUCGGGGGGCCACCACGACGUCAUCCGAUUGCUCAUAGACAAGGGGGCUGACGUCAAUCAUCCCGAUCAUCUCUGUAACACUCCUCUUAUGUAUGCGGCACGAGGGAAUCAUCCACAUAGCUGCCAAGAGUUGUUACUACAUGGGGCUGACUUUAGGUUACAUAAUUUGAAUGGGGAUACGGCUCAUGUGAUAGCAGUCGAAAACAAUAGCACGUUGGUUGUUUCAGCACAAGCAGUGAUUACGAAUUUUAUCAUUUCGCAACUGGAUCCAGGAUCGUAGAAGCAUAAUCCGUGUAUUUGUUAUUUAAAUAAACUGGUUUUUGAAACAA